AUGGCUCCGGGUUUCCAGACUACAUCAAUCCGAGACGUGGCCGCCCAGGUCGGCCGCUCCUUGACGCACCUCACAAAGCGCAUCAAAAUCCCGUUGACACCUACGAGUCCGCCAGGCCUGGUACAAGCCAACGCCGUUGAUCCCUGGACCCAGGCCGGUAAAUACGGAUUAGGAUGGACUUACUUUGCACUCUGUCUCAUGGGCUGUGUCCUCAUUGUUCGUAUUUGGCACUACUGGCAGGAUAAGAUUCGCCAGGCCAUCUACAAGCAGGAGGUUGAGGAUCACUACCAGAAUCUAUACAGCAUCGAAGCUGACUAUGCAAUGGCUAUACAGACUGGCCAGUCACAACAGUUCUUCCCUGAUGGUCCGGGACUUGGAAACAAACAGUUUAGGCCAAAAGCUCACUUCUCAUCUGUCGGUAUUGUCAACGAUACAUUGGCUUUGUUUCGAUGGGUCUUCUACCGUCCCAUUCCCGACAUUGUCUGGAGAAAGAGUCGGUUCACCUUUUCCUCCUUGGCAGUGUUGGCUUGUGGUUUCAUCGCCCUCGUCUUUGUCACGCUAUACUGUUUCCUUCAACAGCCAUUGUACUGGGAGAGCAUUCGAUUUGGCUCGCCUCCCGUGGCUAUUCGGUCAGGAAUGCUCGCCGUCGCCAUGACGCCUUGGAUCAUUGUCACCAGCAUGAAGGCAAAUGUUUUGACCAUGCUCAUAGGCAUUGGGCCAGAACGUCUCAAUGUGUUCCACCGCUGGUUGGGCUAUCUCUGCCUGUUCCUGUCUCUGGUCCACAUGGUUCCUUUUUACAUUCAGCCAGUGUGGGAGGAUGACGGUAUGACAGUAUUCAAUCAAAUCUUCCCUGAUGGUAGCGGCAUGAUUUAUGGAACGGGCAUUGCUUGUAUUGUACCGUUGAUUUGGCUCUGUGUAGCAUCUCUUCCGUGGUUUCGGCGAGUCGCAUACGAAAUCUUCGUCAUCCUUCAUAUCCCUGCCGGCAUUGCAUAUGUUGGCCUCCUGUUCUGGCAUACGAAAAAUGCCCUGAUGACUUGGGACUAUCUUUACGCCACCAUUGCGAUCUGGGCUUUCGCUUACUUGAUGCGCGUUUUCAAACUGAACUGGUUCAAACCAUGGCGCAACGCUUUCAUGGUUGGCGACGAGGCGGCAGUCACUCUGAUGGCAGAAAACGCUAUCAAAGUCACAAUUCCAACCCAGAUGAGAUGGAAACCCGGACAAUACGUUUACCUUCGGAUGCCCGGUAUCUCUCUCUUAGACAAUCACCCGUUCACCAUCUCAUCGCUUUGCAGCGAAGACUUCCCGUCAGAGUAUGGCGAGAAAUACCGUGAUUGUGUGCUUGUCUUCAAGCCCUUUAAGGGGUUUACCCGCAAAGUUUUGGAUACGGCUAUCGACAAAGGACCAUUCCACACCUACCGCGCUUUCUUGGACGGGCCUUAUGGUGGCAUGCGCAGAGACCUAGCUGCCUUUGAUACUUGUAUCCUCAUCGCAGGUGGUAGUGGCAUCACGUCGCUCAUGUCCCAGCUACUAAAUCUCAUCAAACGCAUGCGAGACGGUAAGGCUAUUACCAGAAAAGUAGUCGUCGUUUGGGCAUUUAAGAGAUUCGAAGCUAUGGAUUGGUUCCGAGAGGAGCUUCGUAUUUGCCGAGAAGCCGCGCCGCCAGAGAGUGUCACCUGCAAGUUUUUUAUUACCGGAGCAGUUCGCCAUCGUGAUGCCGGCCAAAUGACUGGCCCCCUUAACGGACAAAACCCUCGAGCCCUCAACCACUUGUUACAUGACAAGUUGGACGGUUUCGUGGCUGGUAUUGCCUCGAAACGCAACUCGGCUCUUAUUCAGGCCGAAGCGCAAGGCGACCCUGAAAGGGAACGUGAGCUCCGAGAGGAAAAUGAAGAUCGCAUUACCGCUCUCCCUCAGCAGAAAUAUCUCCAACCACAUCAAUAUCCUCCUCCACCUCCUGGCCCACCUUCGAAACCCAUUGGACCGAAUGGAUAUCCUGAAGAUAAGAAGCUAGAAGAGCACGAUGGGCAACAGCCCGAGGAGUUUCAUUUUCCUCCCAUCCACAGAGAAAAUCCUCCUCACUUUAACUACGCCCCUCCCAAUCCUCAUAAACCCACUCUCGAAAUCCCCGAAACCGAAGAUUUGUACCCCGUACGAGCACCCGAACUCGCCCAUUUGAGACAUUCUACCAUCUCAGAGGGUGGCAGACAGCGACCUACAUCUACGAUUGGGCCUCCAGCAGGGUUUGACUUUGGCUUUCCAGAGACCCCAACAGAAUUCCAAAAGAACUUGAUGAGAUCGGCCUUCCCUAUCCCCCACGAGAUUGAUGGCGGCUGGUCUAUGGAGUAUGGGCGCCCUGAUCUAGGGUACAUGCUCAAGGAAUGGGCAACAGGCGGUUCCGACGGGCGAGGCAUCCUGGGCAGAAGAACAGCGGUGUUUGUGUGUGGCCCUCCGUCAAUGAGAGUUGGCGUAGCAAAUACAGUGGCCAGACUGCAGGCAGAGAUUUGGGGAGACGAUGAGUUGGAGGAGAUUUUCCUUCAUACUGAAAACUAUGCCUUAUAG
Messenger RNA from Pochonia chlamydosporia 170, 2559 nucleotides. RefSeq names its product ferric reductase. The record is from RefSeq and is a predicted model, not a curated record. Gene Ontology annotation, cellular component: plasma membrane. Lineage: Eukaryota; Fungi; Ascomycota; Sordariomycetes; Hypocreales; Clavicipitaceae. Gene Ontology annotation, molecular function: ferric-chelate reductase activity. The coding region runs from base 1 to 2559 and encodes 852 amino acids. Gene Ontology annotation, biological process: copper ion import; iron ion transport; intracellular iron ion homeostasis. The transcript has a single exon.